Meloidogyne enterolobii is the source of this 858-nucleotide messenger RNA. Lineage: Eukaryota; Metazoa; Nematoda; Chromadorea; Rhabditida; Meloidogynidae. The record is from the annotation of a GenBank genome assembly.
AUGAUGGGAUUGAUUACACAAAUUGUGGAAUUGAUUGGAAGUAAAAUUAAAAUAAAUUUUGAAUAUUUAUUUUUGUUUAGUCAACAUCGUUGGCAACUUUCUGAUUUUGAGAUUGGUCGGCCACUUGGAAAAGGAAAAUUUGGAAAUGUUUACUUGGCACGGGAUCGUUAUUAUCGAAUUCCUGUUGCACUUAAAAUUCUCUUCAAGUCACAACUUGUUAAAGGAAAUGUUGAGCAUCAACUUAUUCGAGAAAUUGAAAUUCAUGCACAUUUGAGAUGCAAAAGAUUUAGCGAAUCUCGAACUGCUCGGUACAUUUUCCAAGUAGCUGAUGCUCUCAAUUAUUGCCAUUCGAAGAAAAUCAUUCACAGAGAUAUCAAACCUGAAAAUAUUCUUCUCUGUGAUGAUGAGCAAAUCCGGAUUGCUGAUUUUGGCUGGGCCGUUCAUGCAAUGAAUAGACGAAAGACAAUGUGUGGCACUCUUGAUUAUUUGCCACCUGAAAUGAUUUUCAAGAUGCAUCACGAUGAAAAGGUUGAUUAUUGGUCUGUUGGUGUUCUUUGUUAUGAAUUUCUUACUGGAAAGCCACCUUUUGAAACAGAUGAUCAAAAGCACACUUACAAACGAAUAACUAACGUUGAAUAUGUUUUUCCGAGACAUGUUAGCAAAGGAGCGAUGGAUCUCAUCUCUCGGCUUCUUCGUAAAGAUCCAAAUCAACGAAUGACAUUUGAACAAUUACUUAAACAUCCUUGGAUUCUCGAAUAUUGUGGCCGUGCAAGCGAAGAUGUGCCUGAUAAUGAAUUGGCUCCAAUUUCAAUAUUUAAUGAUGAAUUACGGGAAACAAAAGUUGAAGAAAUUGAUUGA